GCCGCCGAAAGAUCUCCGACAAUCAUCAUCUGCAUACAGAAGUGGGAAGAGAUGAAGAUCGCAGUACUACUCCUGACACUAAUGGCCGCUGCAUGGGCUUCACCUGUCUCCUUCUCCAAGACGAGCGACGGCUGGAGCAAGGUGACGUCAAGAUCUCUGGCACAGCAAAUGUUGGAGAGUAUGGAGGAGAGCUAUGGAAUGCCUGGCACAAGUAAUGCAGAGAGGUACGAUGCAUUGGAGAGUGAUGAUGAAGAUGAGUGGGUGCGUGGACCAGGAGAUGAUGAUAACGAUGAUGAUCAUGAUGAUGACAAAGACAACAGUGGGGACGGCAAACGUGACCAAGAAAUAAGGGAAGGAGUGUGCAUCCAUCGUGGAACCCAGCACACGAUAGAGAGGGGGAGUGUGGAGGUUCAUCCAGCCCUGUGCCUGCUGUGUGCCUGCCAGUACUCCGGGACUCUACGCUGCCUCAAGACUUGCUGACCACACAAGGUGGUGCGGGGGGCAGGGCACCCUCUAUGAAACUUUUGUUCAGACCUUGUCAUCAUUCCAAUCAUUGAAAGGAGUGUUACACUUUUUAUGCUGUACUUUAGAAAAUAUUAUUAUGAAACAUCGGUACACGUACACAACUCAUGUUACGUAUGUUCAAGCACUGCACACGUGAGUCUCGAUCAUCUGCUCACUGUUACUCUAACACUAUGCUAGCACUAGUUCAAAGAAUGUGAACCAGUAGUAGAUACGGUGUAUGGGGGUACAAAACAUUUGGUCAGCUACAGAGCCAGGGAGGCAAGUCGUGAAAGAUGACUGCUUGGAAAACCAGAGUAGCACACUAUUGACCUGCGACCUUUGAGCGAGGUCAUGUGCCCUGAAGAGAUUCCUCGUCUUGUGAGAGACGGUGGCACGUGGUAAUGGUUGGCCCCAGGCACACAUGACUCCCCGGUCGAACCAGGGACCUCACGAUCAAGAGAG
Molecule: messenger RNA, 966 nt
Organism: Geodia barretti
Lineage: Eukaryota; Metazoa; Porifera; Demospongiae; Tetractinellida; Geodiidae
Source: the annotation of a GenBank genome assembly